Molecule: messenger RNA, 744 nt
Organism: Scatophagus argus
Lineage: Eukaryota; Metazoa; Chordata; Actinopteri; Scatophagidae
Gene: ubald2
Product: UBA-like domain containing 2
Exons: 3
Coding region: 196-726 (176 amino acids)
Molecular function (GO): protein binding
Source: RefSeq, a predicted model, not a curated record
GCUCUCCUCUUUGUUGUUGGUGAUGUCAUGAAAAUAUUGUUGUUGCUGCUGGAGGCUGCGGAGGAGACUCAGGGGUGGGAGACAGGCAGGGAGCUGCGGGUUUGAACGUCCAGAGGUGUCGAUCGAAGCGAACAUUUCACCUUUUUUGUUUUCUUUUCGACUUUGAAGCAGCUGCGUGUCGCGUGGAAAGUGGCCAUGUCGGUGAAUAUGGACGAACUGAGACAUCAAGUCAUGAUUAACCAGUUUGUUUUGACGGCUGGCUGCGCCGCCGAUCAGGCGAAGCAGCUCCUACAAGCGGCCCACUGGCAGUUUGAGACGGCCUUAAGCUCGUUCUUCCAGGAGGCCAACAUCCCCAGUCACCACCACCAGAUGAUGUGCACUCCCAGAAACACUCCGGCCACGCCGCCCAACUUCCCAGACGCCAUCACCAUGUUCUCCAAGCUGCGGGCCUCAGAGUGCGGCUCCAGCGGCGGCAGCGGCCCCUCCCAGGCGUCCGUGGCCUGCUCGCCCCCGGCCCCCUCCUCCACGCCGGGUUUCGGCUCCUUCUGGGCCUCCUCGCCGCCCAGCCACCAGCCGGCCUGGCUGCCCCCAUCGUCGCCCACCAGCCACCACAUGCACCACCACUACCACCACCACAUGCAACAGACUCCCAUGUGGCCCCCCGUUUCUCAGCCCAGCGGCUCCCAGCAGCCCCCCGUCGUAUCAGCACUCCACGGCCAGAGAUGAGACUGAGUGGCGGGGGGG